Molecule: messenger RNA, 1017 nt
Organism: Tripterygium wilfordii
Lineage: Eukaryota; Viridiplantae; Streptophyta; Magnoliopsida; Celastrales; Celastraceae
Product: NDR1/HIN1-like protein 12
Exons: 1
Coding region: 137-910 (257 amino acids)
Biological process (GO): defense response to other organism
Source: RefSeq, a predicted model, not a curated record
CCUACUUAUUCGUCUCUCCUCCAUCUUCUCUUCUCUCUUUAGCUCACCACCAUCACCAUCUCCACCACCACCAACAAACCCUUCUUCUCCUCUCAAGUCCCACCAUAUAAAACCUUAAUUAUAUCUCCUCAACUCCAUGGCAGAAGAGCAUCAUCAACCACCACCAGAAGAACAACACGAUCAUCGACCACCAGAAGAACAACACGAUCAUCCACCACCAGAACAACACGAUCAUCAACUACCAGAAGAACACCAUCAUCAACAACCAGAAGAAAACCCUAAUCUCGUCUCAUCCACAACGACCCAUGAAAAACACUUCGACCAUAAAGGCAGAGCCAACCCACUCCGUGCUCUCUGUGCCCUCCUUUCUAUCUUCAUUCUCCUAGCCGGCCUAACCGCCCUAACCGUCUGGCUCGUCUACCGCCCACAAAAGCCCCAUUUCACCGUGGUGGCCGCCGCAGUCUACGACCUCAACGUCACCUCCCCUCCCUUCAUCUCCACCUCCAUGCAGUUCACCCUUGUCACAAGAAACCCCAACAAAAGAGUCUCCAUAUACUAUGACAAGCUCACAUCCUACGUUUCUUACAAAAACCAGAUGAUUACACAGCCAGUCCUUCUCCCUCCCCUGUUUCACAACAAGAAAAGCACGGUGGCGCUUUCCCCUGUGAUGGGUGGGCCAGGGGUGCCUGUCUCUUCCCACGUGUUGAAUGGGUUGACAAUGGAUGAGGCUAAUGGGGUUGUGGGUUUGAGAGUUGUGAUUCAGGGGAAGCUGAGAUGGAAAGCUGGGGCUAUAAAGACUGGGAGGUAUGGGGUUUAUGUCAAAUGUGAUGUUUGGGUUGGAUUGAAAAGGGGGUUUGUGGGGGGUCAAGUUCCUCUGCUGGGCACACCACUGUGUACUGUUGACAUUUGAUGGAUUGAAUCAUCAAUCAUGUCAAGUGUAAGGUGAUGCUGUGAAGCUUUUAAUUUUAUUAAAUUAGUGUAGUUUUUUUUUUUCUUCUCCUGUGAGCUUUGUGCUUC